GACCCUCGGAGCUGCCUCGAGUCCCGGGUGUCCUCCUUGCUAUCGGAUGAAACGACUCCUCUCCAGUUCACGGGCACAAGAGGGCGCAGCGGGGCUUAGAGACAGGCCUCUCCGGCCGUAGUGAAGAAAUUACAUCCUGGGGGUUGCUCAGAGAACCAGGCAGGCCCGGGCGGACCCAGGGUGCUGUUUGAGGAGGUCACCCUGGAGACAAGCCGCGGAGCCGAGAAGGCGUGCGCCGGCGGCCGCGCGCAGAGACAGGCCUGGAGAGGCGGGAGACGCGUCCUGCGCGUGUGCCCCGCAGGGGACGAGACCGAAGCCCUGCCUCUUCCUUAGAUUACAACGAUGUCAGACAUUUCUAAAGACAGAGCAGUUCAUUCACUGAAGAAAUUGGGCAGUAUGUCUUCUCCAAGUAUUCACGAAUUCCAGCGAAAGGAACCUCAUGGGCGCACCAAGGACUCGGUGAGCGCUGUGUCAUAUGUGGAUGAACCUAGCCAGCAUGAUGAUGCGUCUCAUCUUACAGUUCAGAUGGAAAACACCUAUCAGUUAGGUCCUACCAAACAUUUUCCUGUGGAUGCUGUCAACCAUAUUUUGAGAGAUGUGUUAACUAUCUAUCUACAAGAAGAAGAAUAUGAACCAGAUACCUGUAGACAGUUGUCUAAAACAAUUUCUGAGGUCAUUAAAGCCCAGGUCAAGGAUUUGAUGAUUCAACGGUAUAAGUUAGUUGUGAUUAUUCACAUUGGACAAUUGAAUAGUCAGUGCAUACAUAUCGGAAGCAGAUGUCUCUGGGAUACUAAAAAUGAUAACUUUUCAUCUUAUGUUUUCAGAAAUUCUUCUCUCUUUGCUCUUGCAAAUGUCUAUGCAGUUUAUUUUGAGUGAUUAAAAAUGAGAAAUCUAGUUCUUCCUUUUUUUAAAUGAAGAAAUAGGUUGCAUCUAUGUGCACAGAAGUUUUGCUGUCCAAAAUGCUGAGAAAGAAACAGCACUAAUAUUUCCAACAACUGGCAGCUUUUGAACUUUUUUCGUUCUCUUGUAAGGAUAGCAGGGGGCAGGGCACAAGGAGGAAUCUUGUUUAUCCAAAUAAGAACUGAGUCUUGGUUCCACUAAAUUGUUUUUCACAGACAUAGGUUCUUAUUAAAUAUUACUUUUGGAACUAAUUAUUUUAAUUACUCUUUAAUUACAGCAUUAGAAUAUCUUGCAUUAUUCUUUAAUGAAGAACAGUUUUAAAAAAUCGUGGCUAUCUACCCUCACCAAUAAAUGACAGUGGAAUAUUCAAGAUGGGAUACACAAAUGAUAAAUAAUAUGCCUCAGUGCUGCAUAU
Choloepus didactylus (southern two-toed sloth) is the source of this 1315-nucleotide messenger RNA. It is a transcript of the gene DYNLT5, whose product is annotated as dynein light chain Tctex-type family member 5. The transcript has 5 exons. The record is from RefSeq and is a predicted model, not a curated record. The coding region runs from base 343 to 876 and encodes 177 amino acids. NCBI's taxonomy places the organism in Eukaryota, Metazoa, Chordata, Mammalia, Pilosa, Megalonychidae. Gene Ontology annotation, molecular function: dynein intermediate chain binding. Gene Ontology annotation, biological process: microtubule-based movement. Gene Ontology annotation, cellular component: cytoplasm; cytoplasmic dynein complex.